This is a messenger RNA of Colletotrichum fioriniae, 627 nucleotides long. RefSeq lists its product as uncharacterized. The record is from RefSeq and is a predicted model, not a curated record. NCBI's taxonomy places the organism in Eukaryota, Fungi, Ascomycota, Sordariomycetes, Glomerellales, Glomerellaceae.
AUGCCGAUCCCGGACUUUGCCAACGAGGCAAUCUUCCCAAUCUUUGAGGGCCUCCCCAUUGAGGAACCCGGCGCCGCCGAUCCACCCUCCUACGCCGCAUCCUCGGAGCCGCCCUCCUACGCACCGACGCCCUCUGACCCGCCAUCCUACACGGACUCCCAAUCCGGCUCCGGCUCCGCCAAAGCAUCCGCUUCCUCAUCCUCAUCCUCCUCCUUCACGGCAGUCGCGAGACCAUCUCUCCAUCCGUCCUCCCACGACGCACGGGAGGAAUGGUUUCUCAUAGCGCAGGUAAAACAAAACAUGACCAUCACGAAACCGACGCUCGUGGUCGUCGACCGCCAGCAGACAGAGUUCGCCGUCACGUUUGAGGACCGCGGGAUCGAUCUGCGGCCCGUGAAAGGCGGCUGGACGAUUGUCGUGCCGCGCGGGGUGAGGACGGCGCCCAAGGGCGGGAAGAGGGGGUUUGUUAGGGUGCCGGAGGGGAAGGGGACGGGGGUGAAGUAUAUCCCCGGCGGGUUGGAGCAGAUUGGGGAGUUGGGGGCGAGGGAAUGCCAGAAGGAAGAUUGGAAGAAGCACAAGGGGGACUGCAAGGUUCUCAAGGGCAUGGCCAACGCGUGGGGGAUAUGA